AUGACAGAUUUCCAAAAUUUGGUGGAAAAAGAUGCUCAAAUCAGGUAUGCGUUCAAUGCUAUUAGACGUUACAAGUCUAAUGAGCCCUCCGAUGCAGACGAUGAAAAGAAGAGUCGACACAAGAGAAACAUUAUAGCGGUCGACGAUAACCUGAAAAUUAACUAUGAAAUGGUCAAGACAGCGCCCGGCACUUUUAUCGAGAGUAGUCUGUCAGCGUCGAAAAACAAGGUCAGCAAGGAAAAAGCGUGGAAAGUGGCCAAGACCAAGACUAAUUACUACAAAAAACGACUUUCCAACAUGAACGAGCAGUUUGUGGCGGAACUAGAGGCUAGUGGCACGAACAGUGCGAGCAACGCUCCCAACGAGAGUUUAGAGACCUCCAGCGCCUCGUCAGUGAUUGAUCUCGCCUCGCAAGAGCAGCAGACACAGUGGCUCUGCGAACUGCAAAAAACGCUGAUUGAAGAGUACCGUGCGCUGCUGCAGGAGGAGAAAAAAUGGUUUUUGAAAAAAGAGGUGCUGCUGGACGCAAACGUGAAGCUGGACCUCUACGCAACGCGCGACGGCGGACGGGAUACAGAGCUGCAGUUGAGCACCGGUGAGGCCACCGAGAUGUGCUCCUUCCCCGUGUGA
Molecule: messenger RNA, 630 nt
Organism: Lachancea meyersii CBS 8951
Lineage: Eukaryota; Fungi; Ascomycota; Saccharomycetes; Saccharomycetales; Saccharomycetaceae
Source: the annotation of a GenBank genome assembly